Messenger RNA from Chaetura pelagica (chimney swift), 1758 nucleotides. RefSeq names its product methyltransferase like 25 (gene METTL25). Lineage: Eukaryota; Metazoa; Chordata; Aves; Apodiformes; Apodidae. The transcript has 13 exons. Bases 1 to 1758 code for a protein of 585 amino acids. The record is from RefSeq and is a predicted model, not a curated record.
AUGUGGAGGGCAGCUGGGAAAAGGCUUAAACGCCACUUUCCUAUAGGGUUGAAGUAUCUGCGGGGGGAAAAAAAGCCACAGAAUUUGUGCGUGAAAAAGACACUGGAUUAUGAAUUAACUUCAGGAGCCAGAUGGAAGCAAGACAGUGGUCCAGCCUGCAAGCAAGUGUUGGGAAGCAAUGAUGACACAUUUUCUGAUGUGUUUUGUGAAAACUCUAAGAAGCUAAUCAAUGUGCAUUUGUUUGCCCUGGCUGCUAAGUAUUAUACUUUGUCCAGCCUUGGAGUGUGUACCCCAUUAGAAGAUCUACUUGAAGCACUGAAAGGUGACAGUCAAGGAACAACAGGUAUCAAAACCGAUGAGUUUAUGAAUAGUAAGAAAUCUCAUGAAGUGCAGGUGAUGUCAGAGCUGGUAGACAAACUAGCAAAUAAUUUUGGUAUAAAGCAGGUGAUUGAUAUAGGUUCUGGAAAAGGCUACCUGAGUUCAUUUUUGUCCAUGCAAUAUAACUUAAAAGUUUAUGGAAUUGACUCCUCAAACAUCAACACUAAUGGUGCUCUUGAACGGAACAGAAAAUUGAAGAAACACUGGAGAGCAUAUCAGAGUCGAGGAAAAACAAACCUCAAAAACCAGAGGCUGGAAAAGGCAAAUGAGAGGCCAGAGGAAAGUGAAAUUAAAUGUAAAGCAAUCAGUGCAAAGCCCAUAAAUAAUGACAGCAGUCUUCAAGGUCAGAACGAAGUGACUAUCCAAGGCACACUUCCUUCUAGUGGCUUCCCUGAAAUAGCCACAUCUGAAACCAGUAAACAAGUUGAAGUAGGUUUGGUAGAUCGGACACAAUCUGAGGAGAGCAAACCUUCUGAAGAGGUUCUUGCUAUUCUAAAUGUUCUGCCUGUGAAUGCUGUAGAAGUUUUUUCUUCUCAGUGUAACUGUGCAGAACUCUGUGAAGAGCAAAAGGCACAAAGAAAAAUGUCAUCUCUCAAGGCUAAAGCAAUCAAGUCAAGUGAAUCAAACCUGUAUUUCCCAUUGACCUCUUGCAUCACUGCAGAAACAGAACUCAGUGACAUCAUAACAGAUCUGGAGGACUGUAUGAUGGUGGGUCUACAUACAUGUGGGGAUCUUGCUGCAAAUACACUACGAAUUUUUACUGCCAAGCCUGAAAUCAAAGCUGUUUGCAGUGUAGGCUGCUGCUACCACCUGUUGUCAGAACAGUUUGAAAACCAAGAAGCUUCCUCAGAGGAAAUGUGGGGAUUUCCCAUGUGUCAGUACUUGAAGGACAAGGGCUGGUGCUGUGGUCGCAAUGCUAGAAUGUCAGCAUGCUUGGCUUUGGAGCGAGUUGCAGUUGGCCAAAUGCUUCCUACAGAAUCAUUGUUUUAUCGAGCUGUUCUUCAGGUUAUUAUAGAAGAAAUUUAUGGUGUCACCAAAAGUGAUCGGCAUGUUGGAAAAACUUUCUCCAAAUCAUCUUCCUUCAUAGAUUAUGUCAGAAAGUCUCUGAAAAAGCUGGAACUGGAUGAUUCUAAGCUCCCAGACAGCUGUAUAAUGGAGUAUUAUGAAAAAUACAGGCACAGAAUGAAUGAGCUUGAAGCAUUUAAUAUGUUGAAGGUUUUCCUGGCUCCCUGCAUAGAAGUUUUGAUACUUCUGGAUCGUCUUUGUUACCUCAAGGAACAGGACAACAUUGCCUGGUCUGGACUUGUGAAGUUAUUUGAUCCCGUGAAAUCCCCCAGAUGCUAUGCAGUUAUUGCUCUGAAGAAACAGUCAUGUUUUUAA